Molecule: messenger RNA, 1886 nt
Organism: Pistacia vera
Lineage: Eukaryota; Viridiplantae; Streptophyta; Magnoliopsida; Sapindales; Anacardiaceae
Exons: 5
Coding region: 76-1590 (504 amino acids)
Source: RefSeq, a predicted model, not a curated record
UUCCUGAUCCUAGGGUAACAAGUGAUGCUGUUUGAGACAUUGGAUUCAGAAAUCUAGUACAAGCCCAAACCCGUAAUGGAUUUAAAACUAAAAAGUAUAACCUGGGUUGGGAAGAACAUCUCCCAGAAGUUUGAAACAAUGUGCCAGGAGGUGGAUAACAUUGUGAGUCAGGACACUGUUAGAUAUGUUGAAAACCAAAUGCAGACAGUGGGGGACAGCAUGAAAAAGUUUUGCUCUGAUGUCGUCCAAGAUUUUCUUCCUCCUUUAGUGGAUACUGUAAAACAUGAAGCUCAAGAAGUGGCUCUGAAAAAAAAUGCUGCUAUUGGUACAUAUCUGAAGUCAAUAAUAGGUAUUCAAGAAAAUCAGGAAGAUGUGUUCAUUAACCAAUCAACUGUGGAGCCCAAUGCAGUUGAUCCAGUGACAAACCAGAUGGGAAAUGAAUUGAAUGGACUUCACCUUGGAAACCAACUUAUUACUCCAAUUUCUGAGGAUUCCUCUGUAAGGCCAGAGUCUGAUUUGGAUUCCGGACCAACUGAUGAUGUUUUAGCACAUGAGAUCUUUGAUGUGAAUGAAGAAGAGGAUUCUAUAAAGGAGAAGUCAUCUACAUCUAGGGUAUUGGAGUCAAUAUCUCUUGGUGGGAAAGACUCUUCUAAGGCAUCGUUGAUCUGCGAGUUUGCUGAUUGCAAUGAGAAAAAUGAAUGCAGCUUUGUGACAGAGGUUUCAUCUGUAACUUCAGUUUGUGUUGUGGAGUGCCAAUCUGCCCAAGAAAAGGAUACAGUUUGUGAUAACUUCGCUGAUAACUCGGUGAGUGUUUCUGAUGCUUCAAAUACUUCAUCUGCUUCUGAGGUGGCUUUCUCAGUUGUAUCCUGUGUCGAAAAAGUAUCAGAACCGGGAUUGAUGUCCUCUACCAAUUCACAAUUAUCGGGAUCUAACAGUUCUUAUGAAAAUUUAAGUGCAAACUUUGCUACACAAUCAGUGUGUUUUAAUGAUCCUGUUGAUGGGGUUUGGUCUGUGUCUGAUUGUUCUGAGGCCCCCCCAUCUUCUACAUUGGCUCUAAUUGCAUCUCUCAAAGACAAUGCAGCAGAGGCAGGACUCAUCAAAUCCUGCAGUGUCCUGUCAUUGGAAUCAGGCGGGGAAGAUGUCUCCGGAACAAAUUAUACAUUGUCACUUAGCGGGACAUCUCAAAAUAGUAAUGCUGAGUUAUGUGGUUCUGCUCAAUUUGAUGCUCAUACAUUCUCUUCAGAUAGUGGAUAUUCACAUUAUUGCAGUGAUGAUUUUGAUUAUUCUGGGAUGGAAACAGUUGAAUUGUCUGACAACGUGAAGCUAGAGGAAAGCUGCGUCAUGGUUGACAGUAGCGCACUUUAUGCUGUCUCCCAAAGAACCCAAAAACUUGGAUCGUUCAAGAAAAGAAUCAAGGAUGCUUUUGCUUCAAAAAAGAGGUUAACUAAGGAGUAUGAGCAGCUAGCAAUUUGGUUUGGAGAUAGUUACAUUGGACCUAGUCAAGACACAUUGCAAGCUCUCUUGCCAUCGACGGUCACCCCAACCUUGGACUCAAAGGGUAUAUCUGAUUCUGAAUGGGAACUCCUGUAAACAAUUCAAGUUUCUCACUGGAUGGCUGCGACCAGACUGUUCAUGUCACCUCUUGCUCGUGCAGAUCAGUGUGUUGUCUUAUCACAGUGUGAAUAAAGUCAAUAAGCAGGUCCAAGUUCCCUCUGUAUAGAAAUAAGAAACAAUAAAGGUAUUCUAAGAUGAGACACCUAUGCAAAUUUUAUCUGUUUUUUUGUAGAUGGAAUGACACUUCCCUGAUUAGUUGCAAUAUAAUGCCACGUCUUUAUGGUUUUGCUACAGCCAACAUUGAUUAUAGUCAUUUUUUUGUUGUAUUUAAU